AUGACAUCGCCCGAAGAUGCUGCUCCGGUCAAACCACCGCCGUCCUUCUCCCCCGGCGUUGCGCGAGGCACCUCCAAAUCAAGAUACGCGGACGAGGCCGAGUCCACACAUUCUAUAGAUGCCGAGCUGGCAGAGGCCCGCUCGGGGUCCUCUCCGACGCCUCUGUCGGCUACCACUGCGGAGUUGCCCAUCCGGUCUUCAUCACCGCACGCCCGGUCAAUCAGGUCGUCCACUCCGCAAUUAGCUCGCUCAUCACUUGGCUCGCCAUUUGAUGGAAGAUUUGAUGGCUCAGAAGAUAUCAGGUCCUUAAUAAUCCGCGCCUUCUCGCCAACCGUUGCCAUCUACGCCUCCGAUGACACCGAUGAACUGGUGAGGAAUAAGGGGUUCAAAGGAGGGUUCUGGGAAUUGGUUAGACCUUUUGGCGAUACCGUCUCUGGAAAAGUUGUCAUCCGGGACAGUGUUGGAUCAAGUCGUGCCUGGGAGGAUUAUGGAGUGCGGUUCGUGAAUUUGAAAGGGUUUGGCCGGGCCCCCGCAGGUCGAGAGUCCGGACAGGAGUCGUCUCUGACGCAGAUGGAAGAAAUACUGGAGCAGCAGCUGGAGUCGGCAGAAGGGCCUCUUGGAGGAUCCAUACCCUCAAAGGACGCACUGGGGGUUCCAGCGGCAAGCCCGCUGUGGAAGUUGUUACUACGACAAAUACUAUCCGCUACCUCUGCGGCACCCCACGAAACAUUUGGUCACCCUGUUGCCAGUGUAAUUGCUAUUAGCUCCCGCAACAUGGCCCCGUUGGAGACACUCAGACAAUUGUAUGGUGAAAGCAGUUCUGGUGACCAGCGGUUACCAGAUUGGGUUAAUUCUGAGUAUCUUCGAUACUAUGUCUUGGUCCAUGAUGAGGAACGCGACGAUAUUACAGAGUCAACAAAACUAUAUGACCAGAUGAAGCGACACUUUGGGUUACAUUGUCACUUGUUGCGGCUUCGCAGUAGUCAGUGCAUCGUGACGGACGAUGACAGUGUCCAAGUACCUUCGUGCGAAUGGCUGUCCCCACAGGAGCGUUUGUCAGGCGUGGGAGAAGCAGGCAAGUUUUUUUUUUCAGAGACAUUAGUGGAUCUCGGCACAGAUGGUACACCGUACCUGUUUGACUCUGAUGCCACUGCCAUUCGGACAUUCAUUCGAGAACUCAUGGUACAGUCCGUGAUUCCCUUCAUGGAAAAUCGUGUUGCUGUCUGGAACGACCAGAUUGCUUCUCGGAGACGUGGAAUCAGUGGAAGAUUCAUGUCCGUCGGCCGAAGAUUCAUGACAUUUGGUUCUGGCGCAAGAUCUGGGACCACUGGCUCCUCGGGUGGAAGCGGCAAUUAUGAUCCAACAAACAACUUUUAUGGGCCAGACUCGCCGGAAGCCAUUUUGCGUAAGAUGGCGGAUUUUGCUUUUAUGCUUCGUGAUUGGAAGUUGUCCGCUUCAACAUAUGAAAUGAUCCAGUCGGACUUCAAGAAUGACAAAGCAUGGAAAUACCAUGCCGGAGCUCAUGAAAUGUGUGCAGUGAGCAUGCUUCUCAACCCACUUGCUAUGUCUGCCAAGAUCAAGCUUGAGAGUGUUGACCAAAUGUUCGAGAACGCUUGCUAUUCUUAUCUCACACGUUGUUCCGACGUGCCACAUGCACUGCGUGCCCUGUCUCUCGGCGUCGAACUUCUCAAGUCUCGGGGUGGAUCUGCCACCGAGAGCGCAGCCAGAUGGGCCAUGCGGGUCAUGGAUUUUGGCUUGGUUGGCCCUAUCGGUCAAAUAUUGUUCACGGAGAGGAUUUCAGCAUGCUAUGCAUCGAAGAUCUCUAUGGGUGGAGCUAAAUGGGGCGGGCGUCGUCGAAAAGCCGGUAUGUGGAGCAUUUUCGCUGCGAAUCAAUGGCUGAAGGCCGGAAAUCCUACUUUGGCUGCUGCUUGUCUAGAAGAAGGAGAACGUCUCUACGGUGAUGUGCUCGAGACGGACGGUGUCUUUCCAAUUCCAGAGAUGCAGACCUUUGUCGACAACCUCCGGCAUUCCGUAAAGGUUGAAUACCUCGGGGCAAGAGGAUUUGACGUACAGGAUGAGCCAGUCUCAGAGGACCCAGUCCCUACCGAUGAGACUAGCGAGAAACUUGAGAAGAUUGACAAGCGAAAUCAUCGCCGCUCUUUGAUUGGGCUGCCUGGGCAGCUGGACGUGGGGAAUCUCACCAUGACUUCAGGGGCCAGGGACCCUGGAAACCCGCCAAAUGAUGACUUUGAACGAGCCUGA
Messenger RNA from Penicillium longicatenatum, 2262 nucleotides. RefSeq names its product TRAPP III-specific subunit 85 family protein. The transcript has 2 exons. Lineage: Eukaryota; Fungi; Ascomycota; Eurotiomycetes; Eurotiales; Aspergillaceae. The record is from RefSeq and is a predicted model, not a curated record. Gene Ontology annotation, cellular component: TRAPPIII protein complex; phagophore assembly site; cytoplasmic vesicle. Gene Ontology annotation, biological process: protein localization to phagophore assembly site; endoplasmic reticulum to Golgi vesicle-mediated transport. Bases 1 to 2262 code for a protein of 753 amino acids.